AGUCUCAGUACCUCAGGCGGCUUUAAGUGCUACGUGAAACGCUCGGAAACAUAGCACGAACCCAUCGUCAUCAAAAUCUCCUAUUAUUAUUAACACCGCAUUCCUUCUCUCAUCACACAGAAAAAUGGCUCAAAAUGAUUCGCUUGCUCAGCUUCUCGCCUCUGCAGUUGACGCCGCCAAGAAAGCUGGCGAGAUAAUUCGAAAAGGGUUCUACGAGACCAAACAUGUGGAGCAUAAAGGCCAGGUGGAUUUGGUCACAGAAACUGAUAAGGCAUGUGAAGAUCUCAUAUUUAAUCAUCUCAAGAACCUUUACCCCACACACAAGUUCAUUGGGGAAGAAACUACUGCUGCUUGUGGUGUAACAGAGCUGACUGACGACCCCACAUGGAUAGUUGAUCCCCUGGAUGGAACCACUAACUUUGUGCAUGGGUUCCCCUUUGUCUGUGUCUCAAUUGGUCUUACAAUUGGAAAGAUUCCAACAGUUGGUGUUGUUUACAAUCCAAUAAUCGAUGAGCUUUUUACUGGUGUACGUGGAGGAGGUGCAUUUCUUAAUGGAAAGCCUAUAAAAGUAUCAUCUCAGACCGAACUUGUGAAGUCUCUCCUUGCAACUGAGGCUGGGACACAACGUGAUAAAUUAACUGUGGAUGCUACUACAAACAGACUAAAUAGCUUACUUUUUAAGGUGAGAUCUCUUCGCAUGAGUGGCUCCUGUGCACUGAACCUCUGUGGAAUUGCAUGUGGGAGGCUUGAUCUAUUUUGUGAACUCGGCUUUGGGGGUCCUUGGGAUGUGGCAGGUGGUGCUGUGAUUGUUACAGAAGCUGGAGGAUGUGUGUAUGAUCCAUCUGGUAAGGAGUUUGACAUCACAGCUCAAAGAGUAGCAGCAUCAAACCCUUUGCUUAAGGAUGCAUUUGUUGGGGUUUUGCUGGAAUCGGAAUGAGACAGCCUCUAUCACUACAUCAAAUCUUUCAAGCUGAACAUUUUUCCAUGAAGCAGGAUCCGCAUUUGAUUCAAUUGUAUUUUGUGCAUAGGCAAUGCCAAAUUAGUUGUCGAACCAAUUUAGAUGACAUAUCUUCGGUAAUCUUGCUCUAAACUACUAUGUGUGUUUUCGUAAUGAUGCAUAGCUGAGAGAUUCUUCAUGAAUGACUUGCAAAAUAGUCAAUCUGAAAA
Molecule: messenger RNA, 1167 nt
Organism: Prunus mume (Japanese apricot)
Lineage: Eukaryota; Viridiplantae; Streptophyta; Magnoliopsida; Rosales; Rosaceae
Gene: VTC4
Product: Inositol monophosphatase family protein
Biological process (GO): signal transduction; inositol metabolic process; phosphatidylinositol phosphate biosynthetic process
Molecular function (GO): inositol monophosphate 1-phosphatase activity
Source: RefSeq, a predicted model, not a curated record